AUGGCGCUGCUAGAGGGCGUGAUCGCAUUCGACAGGUCCGUCGCGUCGCUCCCAUGGACCAGCCGCGAAGCAGUCACGGAUCUUUUCCGCGCGCAGCUGAAUGGACCACCCGCGGAUGCGCAGCUGAAUGGACAACCCGCGGAGGCGCAGCUGAGCGGACAAUCCGCGGAUGGCGCCGUAUCAUCCGGCGCAACCGAGAUGACAAAAAGCCUGGAGCGUGGCGGAAGUCAACGCGACAAGAACAGCGGCAGUACUAUUGACAGCCCGAAAGAAAUGAACGGAGUUAAAGCCAAGGACAGCUGCAUCGGGAAUGUCGGAAAAGAUGGUGGCAUGGCGGGCGAUAAUGAAGCGGUGGUGGAGUAUUGGAGCGCGCAGAUGGCGGGGCUGCUGGAGGAUCUGCGCUCCGUGCGGAUUGGCGGCGCUGCGGAGAAAACGGGCGGCGCUAAGACAAAGCUGCUGAUUGCAAUGAGUAGGAAAUCGAACGGCACGGCAAUCCACACGACGUGCAUCGAGGGCGUGGUGCACGCGCCGGCUGAUGCUGCACCCGCCAUGUCAUGCGACACUCCCUUCUUCAAGGAAUGCCGGGAGGACGCGCCGCCGCCCCUGCCCGGGCACAUGCGCAUGGGCAUCAGCGGGGGAUAUGCUGUGAAGGACAUGGGCGAAGGCAGGGCGCACAUGAGGUGCAUAUUCACACUGGACCUCAAAUUUCCUCCCACGCUCGUCAACUUCAUCAUCCAGCAGUGCGGUGGAAUUGUGUACCAGUGGUUUACAGAGGAGCUUGCCCGGAUAUACGACGACCCUUCAAGCACCAAAGGGAAGGCGUUUCGCCAGGCUCUCCACGACGAGCCCCUUUACAAUCACGUCCGGGCAGUCAUGGAGAAAUAUCGGGCUGCCCGGGCAGCUGAACAGCAGCAACUGGAGGCCGAGCAGCAGAGGAAGCACCAGGAGCUGGUGGGCGGUCAGAAAAACGGGCAGGCAGCUGGAGAAAGACUCCGUCUAGACAGCAAAGAAGACGAGGAGAAGUCGUUUCGAGAGUUAGGGGCUGAAGUAGAGGCGAAGAUUGAGUCCCUAGUGGCGUCUGUGUCAAGAAGAGCGAGCAGCAAUGGCAGCAUUGCUGGGGAUGGGGUGGAGAUUGUGGAGGCUGGGGAAUGGGGAUGA
This is a messenger RNA of Closterium sp. Yama58-4, 1158 nucleotides long. The record is from the annotation of a GenBank genome assembly. Lineage: Eukaryota; Viridiplantae; Streptophyta; Zygnematophyceae; Desmidiales; Closteriaceae.